AGCGGCCAAAACGCGGGUUGGGGGGUGCUGACUAGGCAGUCAGGCACGUGCGCCACGUGGCUCAACGAUUGGAGAGUGCUGUUGGCAGAAAAAGUCGCACGCAUGUGUCGAGGCACCCGCUGAGGAGGCCACGUGACUAAGGGAUCAGCAAUUGGAAAACGCGACACGUGUCGACGGAAUUUCGGUAAGAGGCCACGUGGCUGGAGGACACGUCGUCAGGAAGAACCUGUGGGCGUGGCCCACGCCGCGAACAAAUAUCUCUUUGGCGGGACGGUAAUCGAUCUGGAAAAGGGGAAGGAUGGCCUCGUGGUUGAAGCGCGCCGAAGAGCUGCUGGAGGUUGUGGAUAAGACAGCGAGGACAGCGAUCCGAGAUCGGGACGAUGGAGAUGAGCUAUCAGCUG
Molecule: messenger RNA, 401 nt
Organism: Chara braunii
Lineage: Eukaryota; Viridiplantae; Streptophyta; Charophyceae; Charales; Characeae
Source: the annotation of a GenBank genome assembly